Geodia barretti is the source of this 234-nucleotide messenger RNA. The record is from the annotation of a GenBank genome assembly. NCBI's taxonomy places the organism in Eukaryota, Metazoa, Porifera, Demospongiae, Tetractinellida, Geodiidae.
CUGCUGAUCCUGGACGAGGCCACCACCGCGCUCGACCCGGAGACGGAAGCCGGCAUCGUGGCCACGGUGAAGCGCCUGACCGGCAGGCUCACAGUGCUCUCGAUCUCACACCAGCCGGCCAUGCAGAGUGCCGCAGAUUUCGUCUACCAACUGGAUGACGGAACUGCCACUCGCCUGGAGGCAAACGAGCCGACCGCCGUACGGCGAUCGACCGCAGGCGACGGGCAGGCAUAG